Messenger RNA from Dunckerocampus dactyliophorus (ringed pipefish), 1380 nucleotides. It is a transcript of the gene tmem160, whose product is annotated as transmembrane protein 160. The record is from RefSeq and is a predicted model, not a curated record. The transcript is spliced from 4 exons. NCBI's taxonomy places the organism in Eukaryota, Metazoa, Chordata, Actinopteri, Syngnathiformes, Syngnathidae. The coding region runs from base 125 to 769 and encodes 214 amino acids.
CUCACCCAGUUGACAGCUUCUCUCCCACUCUUCUCGGUAACUCGUCGGUUGUGUCAGAGUUCAGAGGUCACUCAGAGGUCGUGUUGAUGCUUUUCCGCCUCACACAGAUUUAGCGAGAGAUGUGAUGGCCUUCCUGCGGUUGUUCAUGCGGCGACAGUUGCCGAUGGCAGCGUUUCAGUUGUCCCGCGUCGGGAAGCUACUACUCCGGCCUCCGAGUGGAGGGCUACACGGCACCGCGCGGUGGCGGAUCGGGGACAAGGGACCGUGGGGGAAGAGUCAGAGCCGGGGACCGGAGCAGCCGCAGCAGUACCAGCACCAGCAGCUGACAGAUCUAGACAGAGCGGACGCUUUGAUACUGAGAAAAUCUCACGAAACAGGUUUCCUCUCUUGGUUCAGAAACGGUCUGCUAGCGACUGGAAUCGGCGUCCUCGCCUUCGUCCAGAGCGAAAUGGGACGAGAAGCAGCAUACGUGUUUUUCACCCUGGGUGGAGCCUGCGUGUCGUUAGGAGCCGCCACCUACAUCGGCAGCCUCGUCACCCUGCGCAGGCUGAUGCUGCUGUCCGUGCCCGCCGUGCUCUUCCACGGCGCCAUGGUGGGAAGCGUCGCCCUCUUCUGGCUGUGCGCCGUAUCGCUCUACAUAGGCAGCCUGGAGGUGAAGAUAGUCUUUGAGGACGAGGACGAAGAGGAGUGCCAGGAGUGUCGGGAGAGGCGCGGGCACAGGGUGCACCGUGGCACCGAGGACGAGGACGGCAAGGGGGGCCACAAGUAGAGGUCUUCCUCUGUGCGUGUGUGUGUGUGUGUCUACAUGAUGAAUGAAAAUGUGGGCGUCAUGUGGGCCAAAGCCAACUAUGGACUUGAACCACAAGGCCACUUUUCCAGCACCCAUCAUGACCAUGGACGCUCACCAGCCACAACAUUAGGUACACCUGCACACUCUUAAAAAAGGCAAAUAUUUGACACCGUCAUCAGUAUGAAAGACUGCAAUUGUACACCAUUGAAAACCAGAGUAGUACACAACACCCGUCUAAGCAGUCGUCCCUUCGAGUGAGUGGAAUGUUGUUUACCUGAAAUAUACAUUGUGAGUGCAUUAACUUGAUGCAUGGUUUUUGUUGUUGUUGUAUUUUAAAUGUAAUUCAACAAGGGCUUGCAGCUUUGACAGCAGUGUAAGCUUUUUAUUUUGAAAAUAUUUUUGGCAAGUUGCCUUUUGUUGUACAGUAGUUCCAUUGUAAAGUCAGCGUUUUUACUUGUGGGUGUGUGUCACAUCACACGUUCCAGAUGGGAGGUUGUUUGUACAUGGCGGUGGUGUGUCGUUGUAUUUCUUCACUUACUGCUUUGUGUUUGUGUCAUCAAGUGAAACCAAAUAGAAAACAUUACCAACGU